CAACUUGCGUAAGCUGUUUAUAGAGUUCUCGCACUAAAGAAAAGUGCCAAUCCGUGCUAGAGGGUCAGUGCAAAAAGGGAAGUGUUGUCAAGGCGAGCACUGAGGCGGCAGCACAGGAACGGCGUUGCAAGCGGUAAGUGUUUGCACUGACACGCCGGCAAUCAUAUCGCUUGCUCUGCGGAGCUACCGUCAGCCGAGAAGUGCCGCGCGGGCAAGCGCCUCGAAACUCCAUACCCGCGCCGAUUUUCUUAUCUCCUCCGGCAGCAAAACGCGUAUACAAUAACAAGCACGAUUUCGCCCAGCAGCAGCAGUAGCAGCACCACGAGGUCAGAGAAGCGUUCGCCAGCGUAAAAGACACCUGCCUGCGUGUGCUCCGUGCUGACCCGCAAGGAACGACUGAAAACAGAAAGAACAAGACAAACAAAAAGUAGCAAGGGUGGUCAUCGAACCACGCGCUCGUUCGACGAGCGGUUAUCGCAACAGUCACAGCUGGUGAGAAACUUCUUACGACGGGCUCGAGUGACAGAAGGCAAGCUAACGAGACCGGACGUCCUGGCCUUCUAGCAGAGCGCAGGCAAGAAACGGGAAGGUCGAGCCUACACGUACGACGUGGUCUACCAGAAGUGCGCGCGUUUCCGGACCAUGGCGCAGCGUUCCGCAUCAACGUACCGCGCGACGUUCCUCGCCCUUGUGGCCACGGCUCUGGCGGGCCAGUGCGAGGCCGCAUGGAAAUCCUGCUCGGCGAACAACGGGCAAGUGCUAGACCUGACGGUGAACACACCCUGCAACAAAGACCGCUACAUCCUCCAGAAGGGCACGAACGUCACGCUCAACGUCCAGUUCUGGUCCUCCGUGGACAGCGACCACGUGACUGCGCGCGCGCACGGCUUCGUGAUGGGAGUGCCGAUCCCGCUCAAGAUGCCCAACGAAGACGGCUGCAAGAACAGCGGCAUCGAGUGCCCCGUGAAGAACGGCGAAAAGUACGCGUACGUGCAGCAGUUCGAGGUGAAGCCUUCCUACCCCAAGAUGAGCGCUAACCUGAGGUGGGCGCUCGGCGAUUCGAACGGUGGCACGGUGGCCUGCGUGAUCUUGCCCGUGGACAUCGUCGAGUGAUAUUGCCGGAUGCACUGGUCACGUGACGAGGACACGAUGGAUGCGCAUACGCCAAAGCAGGAUCGCGUCGUGUGACGUGUCAUUGCCCUUCGUAUUCGGCCCCCAUUUGUUUUACGUAGCAAGCCAGAGCGCAUUAAAAAGGCAAAACCUGA
Dermacentor andersoni is the source of this 1265-nucleotide messenger RNA. Its product is annotated as NPC intracellular cholesterol transporter 2-like. Gene Ontology annotation, molecular function: sterol binding. Gene Ontology annotation, biological process: intracellular cholesterol transport. The record is from RefSeq and is a predicted model, not a curated record. NCBI's taxonomy places the organism in Eukaryota, Metazoa, Arthropoda, Arachnida, Ixodida, Ixodidae.